GUUCACUUUAUAGGAUUCCAAUUCCCUUUCUUUGAGGGAUAGAACACAAACAUUAAUUAGUGCUUUUAUUAAAUUGUAACACCUCUUCAACUUGCUCUUCCUCUUUUAUUCAAGCUUUGAGACUCAUUCUCUUACAUCCACACAAUGAAUGAUUGGGCUCCUCCAUUCAUAGCUGCUGCACUGUUUUGGCUUUUGUCGCCAGGAAUGAUCUUUCAGUUGCCGGGGAAGAAUUCACCCUUUGAGUUUAUGAACAUGAAGACUACUGUUGCAUCCAUUUUUGUACACACUGUUAUCUAUGGUCUGUUUCUCAUGUUGUUCUUCAUUGUUCUUAGUAUCCAUCUUUAUAUCUAGGAGAAGCAGCAAAUGCUAUAUGUAAAGAAAACUAACAUGCUGCGUUAUCUUUUAAAGUAGAUUAAGUGACAAUCUGCUACUAUAAACGCUGAUCAAUAUAUGUGCCCUUUUGAAUUUUAUCUUACCUAGUCUUCUUUACUUGGCUCCUA
This is a messenger RNA of Gastrolobium bilobum, 500 nucleotides long. RefSeq lists its product as uncharacterized. The record is from RefSeq and is a predicted model, not a curated record. NCBI's taxonomy places the organism in Eukaryota, Viridiplantae, Streptophyta, Magnoliopsida, Fabales, Fabaceae. Bases 145 to 351 code for a protein of 68 amino acids. The transcript has a single exon.